This is a messenger RNA of Suillus plorans, 819 nucleotides long. RefSeq lists its product as uncharacterized. The coding region runs from base 1 to 819 and encodes 272 amino acids. Gene Ontology annotation, molecular function: oxidoreductase activity. Lineage: Eukaryota; Fungi; Basidiomycota; Agaricomycetes; Boletales; Suillaceae. Gene Ontology annotation, cellular component: endoplasmic reticulum. The transcript is spliced from 4 exons. The record is from RefSeq and is a predicted model, not a curated record.
AUGUCGCGAAAAGUCGUUCUAGUAACUGGCUGUUCAAAAGGCGGAAUUGGCUUCCAUUUAUGUGAGCAUUUUGCGGAGCAGGGAUGCACUGUGUAUGCCACAUCUCGUAGGCUGGAGACGAUGGACGGCUUCAAACAUUCAGUGGAAAAGCGUACCAUGGAUGUGACCAGCGACGAAGACGUGAAACUCGUCGUACAGUCCAUUCUAGAGGAGCAAGGAAAAAUCGACAUCGUUGUGAAUAAUGCUGGUGCUCUGGCCAUUGGACCGUUGCUUGAUGUAUCUUUAGAUCAGGCUAGACAAUCUUUCGAGACCAACACGUUCUCGAUCUUGCGGGUUGCACAGGCAGUCGCACCCUCUAUGGUGGAACGCAAGCAAGGGCUUAUCGUCAAUAUCGGAUCAAUUGCAGGAAAUCUCCCUACUCCAUGGAACGGAAUAUACUGCGCAGCAAAGGCGGCGGUUCACGCGCUCAGCGAUACUCUGGCCAUGGAAUGCAAGCCCUUCGGUGUUAAAGUGAUUCUAGUGGCACCAGGCAGCGUCAAGUCAAACAUUAGUACCAACCAAGCAGCCACGCUUGAAUUAUCCCCCACGUCCAUCUACAAGCCUUACUUCGAUCGGGUAUACGAACGCUUGCAUAUCAGUCAAGCCAAAGGGUGCAUGCCUACUGAUGAAUUUGCACGACGUGUGGUUGCGAAGGUGCUGAGUCCCAACCCUCCAACAUAUAUAUCACUUGGGACCAACGCGCGCCUCUUCGCAUUCUUCCACUGGCUCCCUCAUUGGCUUGUCCUCUGGAUCUUGGGAUCGAAGCUGGUGCGGAAGUAG